Messenger RNA from Onychostoma macrolepis, 1531 nucleotides. It is a transcript of the gene leng1, whose product is annotated as leukocyte receptor cluster (LRC) member 1. The transcript is spliced from 4 exons. NCBI's taxonomy places the organism in Eukaryota, Metazoa, Chordata, Actinopteri, Cypriniformes, Cyprinidae. The record is from RefSeq and is a predicted model, not a curated record. Bases 314 to 1153 code for a protein of 279 amino acids.
GACGUGAUCACGCCCCGACAACUUCCGGUGUUUGCAAAGCAUUCUUUCUGUACCAUUGAGUCGGUAUAUUUUUUUCGAAAGCUGUUCUUUUGUGUUUUUGUGAACGUUCAGAAUGGAAGAAACGGAUCUAAUUUACAUAGGGAUUCAGUGGCGACUUUGAAUUUCGCUAAGUUAGUUUGUUGACGAGUCGGUUUGUUUUGAGCCAUAAACUCUGCUGUUGCCUUAUUUAUUGGACCUUGUGUGAGGUUUGAUAAACUUGCUACGAGACUAGAACUACAUUUGUCUGUUCCACUGUUCUCUUAAGUAUUACAUAAUGAACAUUUUGCCCAAAAAAAGCUGGCAUGUGCGCAAUAAGGACAACAUUGCGCGCGUGCGCCGCGACGAGGCUGAAGCUGAAGAGGAGCAACGCGAGAUUCAGCGGCGAGUGGAACGCGCAGAGCAAGAGGCUAGAACUGAGUAUUUGAGAAAGAAAGCUCAAGCAGCCCUUCAGCAGACAGGAAAAUGGACAGAGGAUGCAGAGACGGCAGAGACAAGCCGAGGAGCCCAAGAGAUCGAACACUUAAAUCUGUUUCCUCUAGAGGACUCGUCUGAAAAGAAAGGAAAUGCAGAAUACCUCAAAGAGAAGAAGGAAGAGAAGGAGAAGCAAGAGCGUGCUAUUGGUCUUUUAGUGUCUCUAGGCCCCGCUCCUGGAACAGAAGCAACUCCCUGGUACCUGAAAGGUGGAAAAGAAAAAGAAGACGAUAGAGACAAGAAAGAGAAAGGCAAAAACAAGCCAAGAACCAUAACUGAAGAGGAGAGAGAAAAGAAAGACAGGAAGCUGAAAGACAGUUUGGAUCCUCUUAAGGAAAUGAAGAAAGCACUGGCAGUGAAGGACAGGAAGGAGAAAAAGCAUAAGAAGAAGGAGAAGAAAGAUAGAGGAGAGAAGUGGAGUGGAGAGAGUUCAGUUGAGAGGUUACGGGCUGAACGGCUGCAGAGAGAAGCGGAGGAGAGGAAAAGGACACAGGCUUUACUGGAUCAGAAGAGUGGAGGCGGGAAAGAAAAAGAGCACGAGCGAGAGAUGAGGGAUAGAGACAGACCAUACAACAAUGCCUACUUUCCUGAAUUGGCACGGAAAAGGCAAAGGAGAGACAGAGAUCAGUAUGGCUUUUAUUAGCUUACAAAGGCAUUGAUUCAAUAAGUCUAGAAAUUGCAGAACUGUUUUGUGGUCGGACAAGAAAUUAGCCACGUGCAAAGUGUGAAGACCAUUUAAAAUGACUGAUUGCUACCUACAAGCCAUCGAUCUGGCCUCUGCAACACUUUUAUUGGCGUCUGAUGACUUGGAAAGAAAACCUCCUUUUUGUUUGUGCUCACAGCAAAGCGUGAUUAAGUUGUUGUAAAAAUGUAAUUUUAUGAUUUGUAGGGUCUGCAUCAGAGUUGUUUUCCUGAACAAUUCAGAGGUAUCAGCAUUACAAUGUGGACAAGCCAUUAUUGUGAGACUAAGAACAUUUUUUCUUUGCUGGUGAUAUUGGAGUCCAUAAAAUGUUUUGUUCUU